Daldinia vernicosa is the source of this 2937-nucleotide messenger RNA. RefSeq lists its product as uncharacterized. The record is from RefSeq and is a predicted model, not a curated record. The transcript has 2 exons. NCBI's taxonomy places the organism in Eukaryota, Fungi, Ascomycota, Sordariomycetes, Xylariales, Hypoxylaceae. Bases 266 to 2734 code for a protein of 822 amino acids. Gene Ontology annotation, molecular function: protein binding.
AGUUACAGGUACCGUCUUAUAAGAUCGGAUAGUGGGAUUAAGUAUUGUACCUAAAUACCUAACCUACCCACCGUGUUGCUAGUACCAUGUAUUUUACUCUAAUUAGGUAGCUUAUUGCAUAUUAGUUUCUAAAGCUUUAUUCACAACAUCAAAUCACCCCGGUAUCAAAUCAAUUGUCGAGUUUUUUCUUGAACGCGGACAGUACCAGCCGUACCGCUACUGUCGCCAAUUGAGCUCGCAUGAAUACAGCCGAUAUGCCUUAGGUAUGCAUUGGUUGUUAUCGAGGGCUGUCCAGGCGCAGUCUUCGUGUCGCUGUCGACUCUGCCUUCACUCUGGGCGUUCGAUUGCACGGCAUUCCACGAACGUAGCCUCAAGGCGGAAAGUAACGGUUGCUGAUAUCUUCACUGCCUGUUAUACGACUAUACUUGGCACUGCGACUGUUAUAGACACCCGGAGGAAGGAAUUGAGGAAGAAGGAACUCGACGAGAAACUAGAGAAGGCCAGAGCCGCAUUGGGCAGCUUGGGUGUUCAAGACUUGUCCAGCCAACAUAGUGGACGGGUCGACAAUCCCAAUUCCGGCGAUGGGUCUAGAAGAAAGGAACAAGCUGCUGCCAACAGUCUACUGCGGGAGUUAGGAGUUCUAUGCGAAAUUACUCGUCGUCCAGUAUCACGCCCAUCGUGGAUGCAAACACAGUUAGAAUGGGCACAAGUUGAAGCCGCCAUCGUCGCGGAGGAGCAAGACCCUGAAGGUGUACUCAGAGAACCAAAAUCCGCUCAGCAACUCCAAAGGACCACGAGGACAGUCGUAGAGUUGGUAAAUCAACUCAUACACCAAAGUCGGACUUAUAAGAGCACCCGGAGCCAAGACGUAGAUGCCAAGGAGCAGGAAAAUAACGUAGACGAUGCCGUUUACGAGGAACUGAAGGAUAUAUUACAGACUUUCCACUAUCCAAGUUAUAACCAACCUAACGAGGACCCUAGUGAUGCCGCGAGGACUCGGUCUCUCCUUGGGGAAUCCAUACGGCGUAUAUUUAAUAAUGCCACAAAUUCUAAGGAUAUUGUAGCCAAGAUAUGUUAUAAUCUCUUAACAGCUGGUGUGCCUCCUAGUAUCCACACUUAUAAUACGUUAAUUGCAGGCUUCAACCGGAUUCAACGUCCUGAUCUCGCGCAGACAGUUGUCGAUUCCUACAUCUACAGAACAACCUGGCCUGCCACCGAGCAGACCGCCGUAUGUCUGCUUAAUCACUACCAGGGGAUAAAUCGGGAAGAUGGUAUACGAGAUAUCAUCCAACGAAUGAGGGGUGUUAGAGGGGAUGGUCUACAUUUUCGAAUUAUCGACAAGAAAGCUAUCUAUACGCGAGAGUGGUUAGCAUGGGCUAUAGAGAACUGCGCCUCGCGCAAGUAUGCCUAUGUGGAACGAAUGCGGCGAACGGAUGCUGUAUUCACUAGUAUUAUAAAAGGCUGGUUAUACUGUGGAGAACUCGGCAACGCUGGCGCGGCUUUUGUGACAUGCGUGCGUUACGGAGGUUCGGUCACCAUUCAAACGCUCCAGGAACUCUUCACAGCAUGUCUAUCGACAGUCGAUUACACCGCAGCACGGCGAUUAGUGGCGGGGUUGGCUAAGAAUAUAGGCAGCUUUGCGACUUGGAUCGAUUGUACUAUUCGUCAAGAAUCAGUAAACACGUCGCGUCAACUUAUCACGAGCCUCUUAAAUCUAGUUGACAUCUGUCGGCUUCCGUUUAAUUUCACGCCUGUCUCUGAAUCCUACGACCAGGCAUUGCAGGAGCUUAGAUCUUUAAUCAGCCUUACCCGAUUCGAAAUAGAGAUAGAAGAGACGGCGGAUUUAUGCGUGGCCACAUUCGAGGAAUUAACUUCGAGUGGAUCAUUGGUAACCCGGAUUGAUAAAGUUCUUGCCAUGCUCGACUCAGCUCAGCAAAGCAGGCAAAAGGCUGCAAGGUCGCUCGCUCAUUUCGGCAGGCUGGCAGAACUCCUUUCUAUUGAAAGGAGGUGCCGCGACUUAGAGACAAGAAUCAAGGCCACGGCAGCUUUAACGACGGCUACCAUUCUCAAAAUCAAGACGGGAUAUGAGCUUGACCCAUCCGGAAUUCUUGUUUCGAAACAAGAAUCUCCGAUUUGGUACCAGCGAGAGUAUUUCUUUUGGUACCAGCGGCUUCGCUACGACUCCCUCGUCAAUGCCCUUCAAAAUAUUCAAAUCAACUCGGGUCCGAUGACACAAGAUGAUAUAAGGUCACAACUCCUUCGAUGCUUACCUGACCCUGUUCUGUCGAAAAGGUUAGGGGAUUCUGGCCAUCCAGAGAACCUGGGUAUAAGAGCACUGACGAGCUUUUAUGUAUCAGGCAUGACACAUACCAACGGGCACCAAGAUGUCUUUUGUAGCAAGCCUAUAAGCCAGCUCGAGCAAGAACUUGCUGACAUUGAAAACACGAUCAGAGCUAUACUAUUCGCUCACCUCAGUGGUGAUACUCAGAGGAAGCUUAGGUUCCAGUAUCCAAACUUCUACAAAAUGCCUUUCAAGAAACUUUACAAGUACCAAUUGCGGAGAAGCAUCUUCAAGACGAUCUCUACCAUAGGUGGGCAGCAGUCCGGCACUAUCAAACCACACAAACAAAUAAAGCAUUCGAGGUCUGUUUUUGUUUCGAUUUCAGUACAUACGUGUCUUCCUAUCGUGCAGUAUACGUAUCUGCUAUCUAUCAGAACCGAUUGGAACAGGUGACGUGCUUAAGUGCGUAAAUAAGGUGUGUAGGUCUGAGGGAUUAUCAUCCGAAAGAUAGGUACCUAGGUAGGUGCCAACACCGAAAUAUGGAAUGCGUGCAUAAACAUCUCAUCGAAUACCCGUAAGUGUGUAUAUGGCUGUCCUACAUGAUAAGUUGAAAAGUGGCACGGUAGCAUUUACGUUGCCCGGCGGAUUAUUAUUUG